AUGGCUCCUUCGGGUCUUCGACAGUGCAUGCACGAUGUCAGCCUAUACUUGCUUGUCUUAAUUUCUGUCUCGACUUUGGGCCCCCUGCAGUUCGGCUUCCACCUUGCCGAGCUCAACGCCCCUCAAGAUGUCCUUACCUGUCGAAAGAAGUCAAUUGCGGCCAAGGGAGUGAAGCUCACAUGGGUGCACUCCAAGGCGCCCGACCCCGAGCCCUGGCUCCCCGAGUGUAUUCCCAUGUCCGACGCCGUCUUCGCGACCGUCUCCUCCAUCUUUACUGUCGGUGGCCUGCUAGGCGCUCUUUGUGCCGGCCCCUUGUCUUCGAAGCGCGGCCGACGUCCUGCUAUGCGAGUCACGUCCAUUCUAUACAUCAUCGGUGCCAUCAUCGAGACACUCGCUGGCGGUGCUGCCGCUCUGGCAAUCGGCCGAUUCUUCACAGGUAUGGCGGCUGGCGCGUCAACCGUCAUCGUUCCGCUGUACAUCAGUGAAAUCGCGCCGCCAAAGGAGCGUGGUCUUUUUGGUGCCAUGACUCAGGUCUCCAUCAACGUCGGCAUUCUUGCCGUCCAGACUCUGGGCUUCUUCCUGAGCUACGGCAAGGCUUGGCGCUGGAUCCUGGCUGCUGGCGUCUUCAUUGCGUUGGCGCAGGCUUCCGGCCUCAUGUUGAUUCCUGAGAGCCCAGCGUGGCUGGCUGCCAACGGCGACGUCCCGAAGGCUCGCCGUACUCUGCAGCGGAUCCGUGGCAAGGACUUCGACAUCAGAGAGGAAGUCGAGAGCUGGGAUGGGGAGGUGAACGCUGAGCAAGAGGGUCUCUUGGCCCAGAGCGACGACGUGCCGCCAGUGUCUCCUGGCCUUCCCAAGCACACCUCGCCUGUCCAUCUUGGAUUCUUUGACGUGAUUAAAGAUCCGCUUCACCGACCGGCCAUCGCUGCUAUUAUCGGCAUCAUGUUUGCCCAGCAGCUGUGUGGCAUCAACUCUGUCAUCAUGUACUCGGUAUCCCUCUUGAACGACUUACUCCCCGUCAGCUCCGCCCUGCUGACAAUUCUGAUUUCUGUCAUCAAUCUCAUUACCACUGCGGCAUGCUCUCCGCUGCCGGACAAGCUCGGAAGAAAGACGUGCAUCCUGAUCUCCAUCAUUGGACAGGGAGUCAGCUCGCUGGUUCUUGCGCUUUCUAUUCAAUUCGGGGUCAAGAUCCUGUCGGCAGUGUCAGUCGUGUCGUUUGUGGCAUUUUUCGCCGUUGGCCUGGGGCCAGUUCCUUUCAUCCUCGCAUCCGAAAUGGUUGGACAAGAGGCUGUUGGCGCCGUCCAGUCUUGGUCGCUGGGAUCCAACUACCUCGCAACUUUCCUGGUUGCUCAGUUCUUCCCGAUCGUAAAUAAUGCCUUCAACAAUUGGCUCGGAGGAGCUGGCUGGGUGUACUUCCUCUUCGCCGGCUUCGCUGCACUAUUUGCCCUGUUUGUUUCGGUCAAGGUGCCUGAAACCAAGGGCAAGAAGGACGCAGACGAAGUUUGGGGACGCACUAGACGGCUCGACUAA
This is a messenger RNA of Colletotrichum acutatum, 1527 nucleotides long. RefSeq names its product general substrate transporter. Gene Ontology annotation, cellular component: membrane. Gene Ontology annotation, molecular function: hexose transmembrane transporter activity. Lineage: Eukaryota; Fungi; Ascomycota; Sordariomycetes; Glomerellales; Glomerellaceae. Bases 1 to 1527 code for a protein of 508 amino acids. Gene Ontology annotation, biological process: monosaccharide transmembrane transport. The record is from RefSeq and is a predicted model, not a curated record. The transcript has 2 exons.